AACCAUGCUCCUGUGAGUCCACGUACUGAGUGACCACACUAAAAACAAAGACGACAUCGAUGAUACACGACCAAGUGCAGUGCAGAAAGAACCUUUUCUUUUCGCAGUAUACCUCCUAGUUUUUUUCUUGUACAAACUGCGGCUUUGUGUAACUUUUCAAGAUGGGGAUGACCUCGGUAAUAACUGUCUUCAUGUGGAGCGUGGUUUUGUUUACGGUUCCCGAAUCAGUCGAAGGUGAUGCUACACUAGAGAUGCGCCUUAGUACAUACACUGGAGACGACCGGGAUUUCGAUAAUAACUGCUGUGAUAUUUGCAGAUUCUUCGGUAGCGAUUAUUGUGAUAUCGGCUUUGAUAUAUCUAUCAACAACGUCGGUGGUACUCCAAUCUAUGUUGUAUCAACGGGACGUAUAGCGAGUGAUAGGGAGUCCGUUACGUUUGGUUCCACGGUCGGUUCGUCGCCUAAUCCAAUAGUGAUGACGUUCUCGUCUUGGCCGUGGAGGGUAAAGCUGGAUCUUACCGUGUACGAUGACGAUUCUGACUUAUUGAUAGGCAGCGAGCCAGAACUUGUUGAUACGUACGACACAACUAUCACCCAUGUCCCGGACGCCAAUAGUUCAGUGGCUGUGACUCAUUACUACUCUGAGAGCGGUACAAGGACCGUCAAUCCCACCACAUUGACUUUUGAAAUAAAGGUGUACUGCAACAGUGAUUACUACGGAAGUGAUUGCGUCACCUACUGUCUAGCCACCGACGGUCUAUUAGGCCACUAUACCUGUGAUCCCCUGACAGGAGAAAAGGUGUGCAUGGAUGGGUAUGAAGACCCUGCAACCAACUGCAUCACAGAAACGGACGAAUGUCUCAGCUCACCGUGUCAGAACGACGGAACGUGCGUGGAUAUGCUUAACGGUUACACCUGUGUCUGUGUGAAUGGUUUUGAGGGUACACUGUGUGACACAAACACUGAUGAAUGCGUCAGCAACCCAUGUCAAAACGACGCAACUUGUCAAGAUGAAGUCAACGGUUACACCUGUGUCUGUGUGAAUGGUUUUGAUGGUACACUGUGUGACACAAACACUGAUGAAUGCGUCAGCAACCCAUGUCAAAACGACGCAACUUGUCAAGAUGAAGUCAACGGUUACACCUGUGUCUGUUUGGAUGGUUUUGAGGGUACACUGUGUGACACAAACACUGACGAAUGCGCCAGCAAUCCAUGUCAAAACGACGCAACUUGUCAAGAUGAAGUCAACGGUUACACCUGUGUCUGUGUAGAUGGUUUUGAGGGUACACUGUGUGACACGGACACUGAUGAAUGUGCCAGCAAUCCAUGUCAAAAUGACGCCACUUGUCAAGAUGACGUCAAUGGUUAUACUUGUAUCUGUGUUGAUGGUUUUGAGGGUACACUAUGUGACACGAACACUGAUGAAUGCGCCAGCAAUCCAUGUCAAAACGACGCAACUUGUCAAGAUGAAGUCAACGGUUACACCUGUGUCUGUGUAGAUGGUUUUGAGGGUACACUGUGUGACACGGACACUGAUGAAUGUGCCAGCAAUCCAUGUCAAAACGACGCAACUUGUCAAGAUGAAGUCAACAGUUACACCUGUGUCUGUGUGGAUGGUUUUGAGGGUACACUGUGUGACACAAACACUGAUGAAUGCGCCAGCAAUCCAUGUCAAAACGACGCAACUUGUCAAGAUGAAGUCAACGGUUACACCUGUGUCUGUGAAGAUGGUUUUGAGGGUACACUGUGUGACACAAACACUGAUGAAUGCGCCAGCAAUCCAUGUCAAAACGACGCCACAUGUCAAGAUGAAGUCAACGGUUACACCUGUGUCUGUGUGGAUGGUUUUGAGGGUACACUGUGUGACACAAACACUGAUGAAUGUGCCAGCAAUCCAUGUCAAAACGACGCAACUUGUCAAGAUGAAGUCAACAGUUACACCUGUGUCUGUGUGGAUGGUUUUGAGGGUACACUGUGUGACACAAACACUGAUGAAUGCGCCAGCAAUCCAUGUCAAAACGACGCAACUUGUCAAGAUGAAGUCAACGGUUACACCUGUGUCUGUGAAGAUGGUUUUGAGGGUACACUGUGUGACACAAACACUGAUGAAUGCGCCAGCAAUCCAUGUCAAAACGACGCCACAUGUCAAGAUGAAGUCAACGGUUACACCUGUGUCUGUGUGGAUGGUUUUGAGGGUACACUGUGUGACACAAACACUGAUGAAUGCGCCAGCAACCCAUGUCAAAACGACGCCACUUGUCAAGAUGAAGUCAACGGUUACACCUGUGUCUGUGUGGAUGGUUUUGAGGGUACACUGUGUGACACAAACACUGAUGAAUGCGCCAGCAAUCCAUGUCAAAACGACGCAACUUGUCAAGAUGAAGUCAACGGUUACACCUGUGUCUGUUUGGAUGGUUUUGAGGGUACACUGUGUGACACAAACACUGAUGAGUGCGCCAGCAAUCCAUGUCAGAACGACGCCACAUGUCAAGAUGAAGUCAACGGUUACACCUGUGUCUGUGUGCAUGGUUUUGAGGGUACACUGUGUGACACAAACACUUAUGAAUGCGCCAGCACUCCAUGUCAAAAUGACGCCACUUGUCAAGAUGACGUCAAUGGUUACACCUGUGUCUGUGUGGAUGGUUUUGAGGGUAUACUGUGUGAGACAAAUACUGAUGAGUGCGUCAGUAAUCCAUGUCAAAACGACGCCACUUGUCAAGAUGAAGUCAACGGUUACACCUGUGUCUGUGCAGAUGGUUUUGAGGGUACACUGUGUGACACAAACACUGAUGAAUGCGCCAGCAAUCCAUGUCAAAACGACGCCACAUGUCAAGAUGAAGUCAACGGUUACACCUGUGUCUGUGUGGAUGGUUUUGAGGGUACACUAUGUGACACAAACACUGAUGAAUGUGCCAGCAAUCCAUGUCAAAACGACGCAACUUGUCAAGAUGACGUCAAUGGUUACACUUGUAUCUGUGUUGAUGGUUUUGAGGGUACACUAUGUGACACGAACACUGAUGAAUGCGCCAGCAAUCCAUGUCAAAAUGACGCCACUUGUCAAGAUGACGUCAAUGGUUACACUUGUAUCUGUGUUGAUGGUUUUGAGGGUACACUAUGUGACACGAACACUGAUGAAUGCGCCAGCAAUCCAUGUCAAAACGACGCAACUUGUCAAGAUGAAGUCAACGGUUACACCUGUGUCUGUGUGGAUGGUUUUGAGGGUACACCGUGUGACACGAACACUGAUGAAUGCGCCAGCAACCCAUGUCAAAACGACGCAACUUGUCAAGAUGAAGUCAACGGUUACACCUGUGUUUGUGAAGAUGGUUUUGAGGGUACACUGUGUGACACAAACACUGAUGAAUGCGCCAGCAAUCCAUGUCAAAACGACGCCACAUGUCAAGAUGAAGUCAACGGUUACACCUGUGUUUGUGUAGAUGGUUUUGAGGGUACACUGUGUGACACGGACACUGAUGAAUGUGCCAGCAAUCCAUGUCAAAAUGACGCCACUUGUCAAGAUGACGUCGAUGGUUACACCUGUGUCUGUGUUGAUGGUUUUGAGGGUACACUAUGUGACACAAACACUGAUGAAUGCACCAGCAAUCCAUGUCAAAACGACGCCACAUGUCAAGAUAAAAUCAACGGUUUCACCUGUGUCUGUGUGGAUGGUUUUGAGGGUACACUGUGUGACACAAACACUGAUGAAUGCGCCAGCACUCCAUGUCACAAUGAUGCAACUUGUCAAGAUGAAGUCAACGGUUACACCUGUGUCUGUGUAGAUGGAUUUGAGGGUACACUGUGUGACACAAACACUGAUGAAUGCGCCAGCAACCCAUGUCAAAACGACGCAACUUGUCAAGAUGAAGUCAACGGUUACACCUGUGUCUGUGUGGAUGGUUUUGAGGGUACAUUGUGUGACACAAACACUGAUCAAUGCGCCAGCAACCCAUGUCAAAACGACGCCACUUGUCAAGAUGAAGUCAACGGUUACACCUGUGUCUGUGUAGAUGGAUUUGAGGGUACACUGUGUGACACAAACACUGAUGAAUGUGCCAGCAAUCUAUGUCAAAACGACGCCUCCUGUCAAGAUGGAGUCAACGGUUAUACAUGUAUCUGUCCAGCCGAAUUCGAAGGUGUUUUUUGUCAAAACUACAUCACCAAAGCUACAACUGUUACUGCCACGACUGAAAAGUCAUCAACUACACUUGACGUAACAAGCGCAGAAGUCACAAUAACGCCAGGACCAAUUACUGUCGAAAUGGAGACCUCGAGUGGAACAACUCUUGGCACCAGGACGUCACAAUCUUUCACAUCCGUCAAGCCAACAGACUCCGACUGGACAACUGCACAUGCAAAUACCAAACAGACUACAAGUUCUUUUAUCGCAACAACCCAAGAGCAAGAUGAGCCCGGUUCGACAACGCAAGUCACUUUUACUCUCAUCAGCACAAGUGAGAUUCCACUCACAGCCAGUCUUAUUCCUACGAUUACCACAGGCAAGGAAACCCCCACAAGUGAUGGUUUAGUUACCCAGGAACUGACCACCUCACACUCAUCAGCUACUGACUCUACAUCGAUGAACACAGAGCCUGUGACAUCAAGCCUUACACAGCCGACCAGCGCUCUUGGUUUGACUACUGAAGGAUCACUGGACGUAACUGCAGUAAUGACCACAUCCCAGUAUAUCACAACUGGAGUCAAUCCGAUCGAAACGGAAGAAGCAACUGUGUCAGAAAUCCCAACACAAACACUUCCCGGGCUUACAACCCAAGAACCGGAGGCCACCUCUCAUGUCAUCCUCGAUCCAGUCACAACUGCUCAAUACGAAGCUAUCACCGAACAGACAAAUGCGGGUCCGGAAACAGGUGCCGUAACACUUAGUCCAAGUCAAACAGCCCAAGAAUAUGUUACUUCAUUACAGACUACAGUUCAACCUGUCACCUCUGCUACUAGCACGGUCACAACAGCCCAACAUGUGGUUAUCACAGAACAGACAUCAACAACCGGCACAACUCCCAGUCCAUUUCCGACUACUAACGAAUCAAGUACUUCACCAGUGAUUACUUUCCAACCUGUCACUUCUGCUACUGACGCAGUUACAACAGCCCAAUAUGUGGCUAUCACAGAUCAGACAGUUGCUAAUCCAGCAACAACCGGUCCAACUCUCGGUCCAUUUCCAACUACUGAAGAAUCAGGUACUUCAUCUGUGACUUACACGUCAAGCCUUACACAGCCGACCAGCGCUCUUGGUUUGACCACUGAAGGAUCACUGGACGUAACUGCAGUAAUGACCACAUCCCAGUAUAUCACAACUGGAGUCAAUCAGAUCGAAACGGAAGAAGCAACUGUGUCAGGAAUCCCAACACAAACACUUCCCGGGCUUACAACCCAAGAACCGGAGGCCACCUCUCAUGUCAUCCUCGAUCCAGUCACAACCACUCAAUAUGUAGCUAUCACCGAAUUGACAGAUGCAGGUCCGGAAACAGGUGCCGUAACACUUAGUCCAAGUCAAACAGCCCAAGAAUAUGUUACUUCAGUUCAACCUGUCACUUCUGCUACUAGCACGGUCACAACAGCCCAACAUGUGGUUAUCACAGAACAGACAUCAACAACCGGCGCAACUCCCGGUCCCUUUCCGACUACUAAUGAUUCAAGUACUUCACCAGUGAAUACUUUCCACUCUGUCACUUCUACUAAUGACGCAGUUACAACAGCCCAAAAUGUGGCUAACACAGAUAAGACAGUUGCUAAUCCAGCAACAACCGGUCCAACUCCCGGUCCAUUUCUGACUACUGAAGAAUCGGGUACUUCAUCUGUGACUUUCCAAGCUGGCACUUCUGCUACUGACGCGGCUACAGCAGAGUCGGCGACUUCAGCAGGAGACCAAACCCAGGCAACAGUCUAUAGCUCAACAGCGGUCACAUCAUCCUCUCCAUUGAAAAGCACAUCCAAACCAGUAAUAACUGAUCUUAGCGGAAUGACCACAGAACCAUCGUCACCUUUACUCACAACUGCAAUAGAGGCGUGCGCAAGUCUGCCAUGCCAAAAUGGCGGCACCUGUCGCGAUGUCGUAGAUGGGUACGAGUGUACUUGUCCCACAGGAUACCUCGGUUCUGACUGCGAUCUUUUAGACCUCUGCAUCCCACCACCGUGUAUGAAUGGCGCGACGUGCUCCGUGGAUUCCCGCCAAAACUUCACCUGUGCAUGCGCACAGGGUUACGAGGGCGCCCUGUGCGCGGACGACAUCGACGAAUGCGAACAUGAAGAAACCGUUUGCCCAGAGAGAAGUGCGUGUGUAAACACUGCUGGGAGCUACGCAUGCGUGUGUGUCUCCGGGUUCAAAGGUGAAGAGUGUUCUGAGACUGAUUUCUGUGUGGAUGGUCCCUGCCUUAACAACGCAACGUGUGUCUCUGAACUGGAAAAUUUCAGUUGCACGUGCGCAGACGAUUAUACUGGGACUCACUGUGAGACACAAACCGAGAAUGCGUGUCAGCCAUCACCUUGUUUGAACGGUGGAGAGUGUGUAUUAGAAUCAGAAGGUGAUGAGCAGUACCAAUGCCUAUGCAACCAACAGUUCCACGGACAAAACUGCGAAAUUGACACUGAGGUGUUCUCUAGCGAAAUGUACGUUGAGGGCGCUAGCAUGGACACAGAAACCUUCCAAACCGAGACAGCAACCCUGAUCAAAAGCUCCAUGGAUGAAGAGGUUGGCCCGUACACGACGGUAGAGGUCGCUGUUGUGUCCACCGGAGAAUUCGAAUCCACAGAAACAGGGGAGCCUGUUACGCUGGUAACCUACGUCGUCCUGGUGAACGGCUCCGCAUUGAUGCCUGCUGAAGUCACUGAGCUGAUGGAAGGAAUGAACGAUGACGUCAUCAGUGACAUCAUCUCUUAUAACCCAUUCACUGGCGAAGUCUCGGCAAGAUCGGGAAUGUCGUGGGAACAGCAAUAUUGGUAUGUUAUCGUGAUCAGUGUAGCUGCUGGAGUAACAGCCGUGCUAGUUUUAGGCUACUUUGUGUCUCGAGCAUACAAGGCCAAGAAGCAAAAGCAGAAGGUUCACAACAUGGAUGACUACGAGAUUGGUGACCAGGCAAAGGAGGAACAGACGGGGGAUAAUCUAGGCUAUCAACCCGAUAACUUGGAUCAAUCAACCGUUUAAACGACUCAGGUGACAAUUUGAAACGACAUAAUGGAGUCAUGUGGCGUUUUUAGAAAAACAGUGGCAUGGGCUAUAUACUCUGCCUGCCCAGCCCACCCAACCUCUAAAAGAUUCUUUUUCUUUCUUUAAAAAAGCUUCCAUAUGUUUUCUAUCAUUUAAUCAUCAAUGCAUGUUUGUUAUUUUAAAAACGUGGGUUCCAUUUAUCACUUUAUUCUGGGCUGAUGACGUCACAGCAUCUGCGAUGUGAUUGUCAUGGAUUUUGAGGGUGAUGAUUGAAAUAUGAAUUUGUAUAUAGUUUUGUAUAUAUUAAAUCAUACGUCCUCAUUCAUUCUUUUAUUGAAACGUUAAGUAUUAGAUGCUUUCUCGAUACUGACAGAACCGCAUUCACAAAUGUGUCGGGGGG
Patiria miniata (bat star) is the source of this 7560-nucleotide messenger RNA. Its product is annotated as neurogenic locus notch homolog protein 2-like. The record is from RefSeq and is a predicted model, not a curated record. The transcript has 10 exons. The coding region runs from base 162 to 7157 and encodes 2331 amino acids. NCBI's taxonomy places the organism in Eukaryota, Metazoa, Echinodermata, Asteroidea, Valvatida, Asterinidae. Gene Ontology annotation, molecular function: Notch binding; calcium ion binding. Gene Ontology annotation, cellular component: membrane. Gene Ontology annotation, biological process: Notch signaling pathway; cell communication.